AUGGCGGGUGCAGGAGGAUCCGAAGCAGACUCAGAAUCACGCCUGGGUAUCUAUCAGAAGCAGGAGCCAUGGCACCGUGGCCAAUCACAGGCUGCCGAUGGGCACUGUGCGGGAUUGCCGGGAGUUUCAGUAUCCCACCUCAUCAACAAGUCACAUAAAGCCGGUCCCGGUCUGGCCCUCGUGUCCUCAGCCUCAUUUAUGCAGCCAUCUCCCUUCAUCGGUCCACAAUGCCACUUAAUAUUGAACUGGAUGCAACAGAGCAUAAAAAAUGUGAUUUUGGCUUAUCCUGAGUCUGCUUAUACACAAAUACUCUAUGCCCAUAGAGAACCCACACAAGCACAAGAUGUUCCGAUGAUGAAAGCGGUCCAGCGUCAGGCUGCAUGGCUCCCAAGUUUGAGCGACAGAUUUACGGACAGUCCAGAGGCCGAAUGGCUAUUAAAAGCUGCUGUAAUAUUCGGUGUUUUACCCAAACUACUUAAUACACUAUUUUGCACAAGCGGAAUGAAUGAUUCUGCUACCUGUCGUCACGGCCUGAUCCUUCCGCCAUGCAUAGUCAAUUCGAGUAUCUAUAUCGGUUAA
Molecule: messenger RNA, 579 nt
Organism: Protopolystoma xenopodis
Lineage: Eukaryota; Metazoa; Platyhelminthes; Monogenea; Polystomatidea; Polystomatidae
Source: the annotation of a GenBank genome assembly